Molecule: messenger RNA, 3793 nt
Organism: Odontomachus brunneus
Lineage: Eukaryota; Metazoa; Arthropoda; Insecta; Hymenoptera; Formicidae
Product: ATP-binding cassette sub-family G member 4-like
Exons: 2
Coding region: 416-2212 (598 amino acids)
Cellular component (GO): plasma membrane
Molecular function (GO): ABC-type transporter activity; ATP hydrolysis activity; ATP binding
Source: RefSeq, a predicted model, not a curated record
CUGCAAUUUCGAGAUUACUUUUGUGGCAUUAGCGUUUGACGAGUUGUUGCUACACCAGAGGAGAGAACGCUUGAUCUCCCGUCUAUAUAUUAUCUACUUCGUUUUCCAUCAUCGUUUUCGCUGUCUAUCGUCGAAACGCUUCGAGUCCAGUCAGCCAAUGGCGACCAACUAAUGCAUCCUCUCUACGCAGUGAAAUUUCUUCAGACAACUUGCGAUCAAGACGCCCAUUCGACACGAGUCGUAACGCAACUUUGUGACUAAAUAAUAAAUUGUGGAUAUAAAUUGGUGCUCAUCAAAGCAAUUUUCGUACGUGUCAAUUGCCGAACAGUCAAGAGAUUAGAAUUGGAUAGUACAGUUACCACCGGACAGAUCAAAUAUCCGACUUAGAAUUAUUUUAACCGUAAAGUGUGGAACAAUGGAGUGCAACUUCAAUCUUACGAAAAUAUCGUGCAAUCAGACGAUUGACGUAAUGUUCCGGGAUCUAUCGUACGCGGUCCGAACCAGGUAUCGUGGGCCGAAGAAACAGAUCCUCAAAGGCCUGGACGGAAUCUUCCGAUCCACCGAACUGACGGCUAUCAUAGGACCGUCUGGUGCUGGCAAGUCGACGUUGCUGAACAUCUUGAGUGGCUUCCAAGAAGGCUCGUACACAGGAACGGUGGAGUACCUCAACCAAGGCAACAAGCAGAGUCAGCGUAGUUGCAAAAAACAGUUGCGCUAUAUUCAGCAGACGAACAAUCUGUAUGACUAUUUCACCAUCAACGAGAUCAUGAUGAUUGCAAGUUACCUGAAGAUUGAUCGGAGUAUCUCGCGUACGUCCAGGCAGAUACUAAUCAACGAUAUAUUGAGCACGUUAUCGUUAUUGCACAUCAAGGAGACUCGAACUGACCGGCUGAGCGGUGGUGAAAAGAAAAGGCUGAGCAUCGCCUUGGAGCUGAUUGAUAAUCCGUCGCUCAUAUUCUUGGACGAACCAACUACCGGUCUGGAUUCUUCGGCGGCUGUGCAGUGCGUAACCGUGUUGAAGAAACUGGCGAAAACUGGCAGGACGAUUAUCUGCGCCAUACACCAACCCAGCGCAGCGCUUUAUGAGAUGUUCGAUUAUAUUUACUUAGUGGUGGACGGCUAUUGUAUGUAUCAUUCGCCGCCCGGCGAUACGGUCAAGUACUUUGCCCGUCAAGGUUUCCAGUGUCCAAAAUAUCACAACCCCGCGGACUACAUGCUGGAAGUGGUGUCCAAGGAAUACGGUAACUACGACGAACAGUUGAUCGCGGCAAGCAAGUGCUCUUCUGAGACGGACGAUGAGGUACGUUCGUCAAACUCGUCAUACAACAUGAUCCAGAAGAUAUCCAACAACCAUCAGAUGAUAGCAUUGGCGUGCCCGCCGACGGAACUGAUGCGAUUCUGGGUGUUGCUACAGCGCUACAUAAUGUUAACAUAUCGUAACCGCCAGACGAUGUAUAUCUCUCUGAGCGCUCACUUAUUCAUAUCGAUUUUAAGUGGUCUGUUGUAUGAACACAGCGGCGAUGAUGCCAACAAGGUAUUCAGCAACUGCUGCUAUUUGUUGCAGAGCGUUUUAUAUCCGUGUUUCAUCGGCCUGAUGAACGUGGUUAAGUUUCCCUUAGAGAUUGACAUUCUGCGGAAGGAGUACUUCAACAAAUGGUACCAGUUGAGAACUUAUUAUAUGGCCAUAUUAGUGAGCACAAUACCGUUGCAGAUAAUCUACGGCUUAUUGUACUCGUUCAUUACCUACUACAUGACCAGUCAACCGCCUGAAUUCUCUCGCUUCUUUAUGUAUCUGAUUAUCAUUAUCUUAUCUUUCUUCAUUUGGGAAGGUUUCGGCUUAGGAUUGGGCGCGACUUUCGAACUUGUCAACGGACUCUUCGUCGGAUGCUUUCUCACAUGUUCAAUGAGCUCUCUCGCCGGUCUUAUAGUCUUCUUUAAAGAUAUGACCUGUUUCAUGUAUUACAUCAGUUACCUGAGCAUACUGCGAUACGCCUUCGACGGUGCAGUUCAAUCCGUCUACGGUAAUGGUCGUGAGAAUUUACGAUGCUCAGAUGUUUAUUGCCAUUUCCGGACGCCAGGUACGAUACUGGAAUCGCUUGACAUGACUAAAUCAUCGUUUUGGUACGACGUUGCCAUUUUGUUCGGCUGUUAUGUUGUGUUUCGAGUUUUGGCUUAUAUAUUAUUAAAAAGACGACUAUCGAGAAUGUAUUAAAGAAAUUAAGGUGAAAAAUAUAGCUGUGCUAUUAUUGUUAUGAACUUUGAUAUUCAAAUGAGCGAAAUGAAAAUUAUAAAUGGAGGUAACCGUAGAACUUACAUGGGCAGACACUCCGUGGUUUCGAUAAACUACAUGUUGUCUUGAUUCAUGGAAAGAGUUGCGAAAUGGUGACCGAAGCUUCGGCGAUCGAAUUAAAUAUGCGAAAUCGCGCAAUUUAAAUAUGGUUCUGACAAUAUAUUAUUUUCAUGAGCUCAAUAGUGCCUAAUAGCGAUAUUUAAUAUCUUUUCUUUUCCCUUGAAAAUCAGAACCUUCGAGUGUAUUUACAGAUUAUCGAGCAUCGAACAGAGAUCUUGAGCAGAACCACAAUUAUGAAAGUGGUAGGAAGUUUUGAGCCAGAAAUUUUAUGUGUACGGUUAGAAAUAAAAGUGUCUUCGCAAUCACCUGAGUCGAAAUUUUGAUCUUAUUUUCAGCCUUAUUAUUCCAUUCAACAUUUAUUUUGAUACAUUGAAACCUACAUAUUAACUACUUUUGAUUCUACAAUAUCUACAUUUCUUACACUACAUGAUCACAUGCCUUACAUUUUUCGCUCUCCUGAACUCAAUUUUGCGAAUACCGACAUUCUUUUUGCGCUAAAAUGUUCUUAAGGAAUUGUACUAAAUGAUUACGUGAAAACCCAAAAAACUCUUUUUGAAGCUUUCAAAUCGUUUUACUCUUCUUAAACUAAACGAGUCGAAAUUUUAAUCCUUACUAUUCCAUUCAACUUUUAGCCUCACUAUUCCAUUUAACUAUUUUCACGCUAAAAAAAAGUGAAAAGAGAAAUUUCAGACAUCAUUAGAGUAGGAGUAAAUUAUAUCAUUAGAAUUAUAUCUACUAAUUCAGCUCCUACUAUAUUGUAGAAUUCAAGGUUUAAUAUAGAAUCAAAAUAUCAAUACGGGCAAAUUAGUUUUUCCGACUCCAUUUCCUUUCUUCGCUAAAUCCGCGCGUUCAAAUAAAGAAAGAAAGGAUGCCAUCGUAGAAAACGAUUUGUGACAUCACAAACGCUACGUGCGCGCAGUGAUAGAAACUUUGACUCUCGAGCAGAGUUGUAAAAAUAUCAAUUAAAUUCACUUCAAUUUAAUAAUUGUAUUAAAUAAUUUCUAAUUUAAUUAAUUGACGAUGAAUAUAAGCCUAUUUAAUUAAAAAUAUUUUAAUUAACUACUGACUAAAAUCGAAUUAAAAAUUAAUCAGUUGGCAAUUGAUUUGAAAUAAUUCAACUAAAAACUGUUUAAUUAUCGAUUAAAACAAGCGACAGUAAUUAAAAAUAAUAUAAUUAAUUAUUGAACAAUAUCUAAAAUCUAUGUUGUUCUUUGCAAAUUGGUAGAGGACUUUUUCGUUCAGUUCGACUUAAUGUAUAAGUAUACAACGGUGGACAGCCCAAUUGCAGUUUAUCUACCAUAUCGUGCAUUAUCAUUCACCAAUUUUUUAAUUAAUAUUUCGAUUAUUAUUGAGAAUAUCGCAAAACGGUAUAGGACUUUUGUAUUCAUCUCAAUUCGCUUUAUGUCCUCACGAGAGAUUGUGAAGGUGAUACGGGACACCCUA